Messenger RNA from Microtus oregoni (creeping vole), 963 nucleotides. Its product is annotated as 17-beta-hydroxysteroid dehydrogenase type 6. The transcript is spliced from 4 exons. The record is from RefSeq and is a predicted model, not a curated record. Lineage: Eukaryota; Metazoa; Chordata; Mammalia; Rodentia; Cricetidae. Bases 10 to 963 code for a protein of 317 amino acids.
UCCCUCAAAAUGUGGCUCUACCUGGUGACCCUUGUGGGCCUUUACUACCUUCUGCGUUGGUACCGUGAGAGGCAGGUGGUGAGCCAUCUCCAAGACAAGCAUGUCUUCAUCACGGGCUGUGACUCGGGCUUUGGGAACCUGCUGGCCAGACAGCUGGACAGGAGAGGCAUGAGGGUGCUGGCUGCGUGUCUGACGGAGAAGGGAGCUGAGGAGCUGAGGAACAAGACAUCAGACAGGCUGGAUACAGUGAUCCUUGAUGUCGCCAAGACAGAGAGUAUUGUGGCAGCCACUCAGUGGGUGAAGGAGCGUGUUGGGAACAGAGGACUCUGGGGUUUGGUUAACAAUGCAGCCGUUUUCCCACCAAUUUCCUACAUUGAGUGGCUGAAACCUGAGGACUACAUGUCUGUCUUUCAAGUGAACCUCGUUGGUUUGGCCCAGGUGACUCUGAGCAUGCUUUUCCUGGUGAAGAAGGCUCAGGGCAGGAUUGUCAAUGUCUCCAGUGUUUUGGGAAGAGUCGCUUUUUUUGGAGGAUUCUACAGUUGCUCCAAGUAUGGCGUUGAAGCAUUUUCAGAUAUACUAAAACGUGAGGUUCAAGAUUUUGGGGUGAAGGUCAGCAUAAUUGAACCUGGGAGCUUCAAAACUAGAAUGACAGACCCAGAGUUAACCAUGGAGAGAAGCAAGAAAGCCUGGGAAGCAGCCCCUGAGCACGUCAGGGAAUCCUAUGGACAGCAGUUUUUUGACGACUUUUACAGAGUCACCAAACAAAACUUGAUGAUGAGCAACACCAACCUGAACGUUGUCACCGACUGCAUGGAGCAUGCACUGACUUCUACGUAUCCACGCACCCGAUACUCUGCUGGCUGGGAUGCCCAGUUUAUCUUCAUCCCUCUAUCUUAUUUGCCUACGUCACUGGCAGACUACAUAUUGACCAGAUCUAGGCCCAAGCCAGCUCAGGCAGCCUGA